UAACCCCCGAAGGCCGGUCGGCAGUGUCGCCACCCCUGCACUCCUACAGGAUGAGUUCCCACGAAAUCCUGAAUGAGGUGCCACUGAAGCUCAAGGUACUGGUACGAGUUAUUGCGAGGGCGUUCUACCAGCCUCAGCAGAUUGUGGUGCUGGACAUCCUCGCCAAAUAUCCAUGCGUGACUGAGGGAGAUUUGCUGGAUGUGCUCAAGUUGCACGGAGCCCAGAAGCAAUUGAGACAAGUGCUUAACUCACUCAAGAAAGACAAGUUGAUCAGAAGUCUCCAGAAGAUGGAGAAUGAAGAAGGGGAGACUCGAGCUGAUGGCCAGAAACUGAUGAGAAUGACUCACUACUAUUUCAUCAACUACAAGCAGUUUGUCAAUGUCGUCAAGUACCGCCUCGACCACAUGCGAAGGAAAUUAGAAAUGGAGGAAAAGAACAGUAAGAGUCACACAUCGUACAAGUGUCCCCAUUGUGCCCAGACCUUCUCAGACCUGGAUGUGGACAGACUCAUUGACCACACCACUGGAUCACUCAAUUGCAGUCACUGUGGAUGUGCUCUUGAGGAGGAGGAACCAGAGGAUGCAGGGGCAGACUCCAGACAACUCAUGUCACAGUUGAAUGCUCAGCUGCGGCCAAUCCUGGACCUGCUGCGUGAGGUGGAGAACAUCAACCUCUCCCCCGAGAUCCUGGAGCCUGAGCUACACUCCAUACAACAGCAUUUGCAGUCCUGUGGAGUCGUGUCCGGCAAAUCAGGAGGCAAGAACCAGGAACUGGGCUGGAACUCCAAGCAGGCUGUGGACCUGUAUGGAGGAGACCAGACCAUCAGUGUAAGUAUUGGCAGUGAGCAGGAACUCAAGAAGAAGCAGAAAGCUGCUGCGAAGGAUGUUCCUGAGUGGAUGAAGUACAGUACAGUCCAUCCAUCAGGAGACCAUGCCCAAGACCCUGCCUCCACUGACCAGCUCUCAGACACUGUCAAAACUGAUGCUCCGUCUUCUGCACUCCUACCUGACCAGCAGAUCAUGAACGAGUUGUUGCUCCACGAAGCUGGACUGGGAGCCUUGCCUGGAGGACUGGGUGGAGCUGGACCCUCCACUGCCUCCUCCUCCUCCAAGUCCCCCACUCCUGGUGGAGAACUGCACAGAGAGAGCAGCAGCAGUGAGGGGGAGGAGGAGGAGAAAGGAGGGUGGGCCCCAGCUCAAGCCAUCCCAGAAAACUCUGGAGAUGAAUCUUCUGAUGAAGAGUUUACCAUGAAGGUUGGUGGGCGAGAGGUAGCCCUGAAUGAGGUGACGGAUGAGAUGGUGGCAAACAUGACAGCAGAGGAGAGGCAGACCUACACCACUCUCUGCCAGCAAGCUAUGAGCCAGCUUUACUAACUCCCUGUCUGGUGAACAAUUCAGUGCAGCUCUCUCCCUUUUAUCCUCUUUGUAUUACGUGGUCAAAGCUAAUAUUCUCCAUUUAUUUACGCAUUCUCAAAUUAACUUUAAAACAUCCUC
This is a messenger RNA of Geodia barretti, 1493 nucleotides long. Lineage: Eukaryota; Metazoa; Porifera; Demospongiae; Tetractinellida; Geodiidae. The record is from the annotation of a GenBank genome assembly.